AUGACAAACAACUACAAUGACUUCAUACUUGCAGAAAAUCUAAAGGAUGUAUCACUAGACAAUAGUCUUCAAAUUGCUGCUAUUACUGGAGACAUCAGUUAUGAAAAUGAAAUAGAAAGGUUUAAAUACCCACAACCAGCCACAAGGAGUAAAGAUGAACUGACAAAGGGAACAUUGGUAAAUGCAUUUAAGGAAUGUUCCAUCGAAUAUGAAGCGUCGCGGAGAGUGUUUCAUUAUCUUGUUAAAGAAUCAAAUAUCUUUCGAUUUCUAUUUACUAAUGCUCACAUGACUGUACGCUCUGCCCGAGAGCCGAUAAUUGGUUCCGAUCAACUUGAUGAUAUCUAUAUUAAAGCAACAGAUGAUCGAUUCAGUUCUGAUAUGAUAUUGUCCAUUCACAAUGGAAGAGUUUUACAAUUGGCUACAUUUGUUCUUACCGAGUCAUCUACUCAAGUGAAAAUACUAGAUCGUAUAACGCUCCCAAAAUUAGGAUGUGCUUCAAAAUUUACAAUUGUAGGAGACAAGGUAAAAGGAAGUCAAUUUCUAUGUCUUUGUCAAAGUCUUAAUACACUUAGUGUGCUUUUCUUCGAUAUUCAUGUUGAUCAUCAAGAAACAAUAAAGCUUAUAAGUCACGACAGACAAUUAAUACUUCCUAGGUCAAAACUGCUUUACGGGUCUAUGAUGAACAGGGGUCGAAGCUUGAAAUCAUCUUUGCUUGCUAUAUGGAACUGCAACAGAGUCCAUUUAAUUUAUUUUGAAUGGAAUGAAAUUUCAGACGAGAAACACACAUUUCGACUAGUCUUACCGAAUUUCUCUGCUGUUACUCGGAUAACCUAUUUGAACGACAGUUUGUUCCUUAUAGCCAGUGAACAAGAACAAGAACCCAUUUUAAUAACCUCAUCACAGCUAAAGACAGGAGAUAGAGAGUUUAAAACAAUAUCAACAUUGUUCAAUUUCAUCAAUAUGGAAGCGGAAUGCCAUGAAUUAUUAGACAAAUUACAACGUUUAUACCCGCAACAAUUAGCAUCCUUUAAAAAAUGUAUGAUUCUUCUAAUCAACCAUAGAGAUAUUUUAGUUGUUAUAUCCGGGAAAGGGGAUGAUGUAGUAUAUUCUCACUUUUUGAGAGUCAAAUUUGCAGUUAAGUUCUACGUUAUUGAUAUUGACGACAAAAGUAUGUGCAUUGAUAUAUUGUCCAACAAGGGAAUUCAAAAGCAUAAAAUUCCGCUAAUGCUUGGAAACCUUUAUCCGUUGUCCGAAGAUUUCAGUGUCUCGCAGAAAGCUGGUAAUUCAGUUUCUGAAACAGUGUACAAGAGUUAUAGUACAGUGUCGUCUUUUGUAUCAUGCAACAGAGAAGAGACAAAAAGUACUUUAUGGUGUUCUGGUAAUUCAGGAAUUUACCAGAUUGACAAAGAUGGUUACUAUAUUCAGCUUGUAGAAGAGAUAGAAAGUGCUUCUUAUAUAGGGUUUGCCCGGCAGCAUUUUGUUCUCAAAUGCAACUGCAGACAUCUGGAGGAGGAGAAUCGUACGUUUGUCAUUAUUUAUUUGGGCGAAGAAGUUACAACUAGAAUUGUGUCGAUGAAUGAAGACGGAAAGCUGAUCAUUGCGAAAGAAGAUACAUUAGACUUUUCUUUAAAUAUUCUCAACGAACAUACUGUCAACAUUUUUACUUUAUCAGAAUCACUUUUCCAAGUCCUCGAUGGGUGCAUAUUGGAAAUAAAACCCAACAGAGAACGAACGGUAUGCUUUGGGGACAAGACUUGUACGGAUAUGCAAAUUAUAUCGUGUGUUGGGGUAGAUGAGUACAGCGAAAUAGCCAUGUUAUUAAAAGUUGGUGAUGAUGGAGCAAUUCUGUUUAGCGUCCAAGAGUUUUCAUAUGGGAAACUGAUAGAAAAAUGGAAACAAUGGCUGGGACAUGGGACAGCAAAGCCGAUUAGGCAUAAUGCUGGCACUGGAACACUUCACUUUGAAAUAGAGAGUGGCAGUAAGAUAGUUUCGUAUACGUAUGACAUUUCCCACAAGGAGUUGCAAAUGGAAACGUGGAACCUCGAAGAAGAUUGCAUGGCGGACUUUGCGCAAACAGUCAUAAAUUAUGGGUUGAACGGCAAUAGGAGAAGCUUAUACACACAGACGGUGCGCCAAGUUGGACGUCUCAAGCGGUUUGGGAACAAAGAAGAAGAAGAAGAACAUACACUAUUUUUCAGCGACGAAGUGUGUCAGUUGGUCCAAAUAGCGGAUAAUUGCGUUUUAAUUCACGAUAGCACGCGGGUCGGGCUUUUGAUGAAUGGGACCAUAGUGAGGGUUCCUGGGAUCGAGAACGAUGGGAUUUCUUCAAUUCUUGAAGCUAGUGCUGUUGUGGAGCACGGGGCGGUGGUACUAUUAUGUGUGGUAUUCGACACGCAUACAACGGUGGUGAGAGGGACCUUCGUCUCGAACAUCGUGCGGAGCCACGACGUCAAGGCAAAACACAACAGGACACACCUCCAGCGGUUUUGUUACUUCGAGAGUCUCAAGCGGAUGGUUGUGUGUAACUUACAGAAGCAAGUCGUGUAUGCGUUAAAACUGGAGACGGGCAAGACUGCAAGUCUCGAGUAUGCGAGCGUGAGGGACCUAAGACAUAUAUACCAUCUAAGCGAGGUGGAGCCUAACCAUGCGGCGAUAGUGGGCGUAACGCGAAAUGGGGCUCAUGUUGUGAAGUUGUGCAAGAUCUCGUUCAAGAGUGGCAGGCUACGGAUGAGAGACGUUGGUGAAUUGGAGUUGGCCAGUAAGCCGUGCAAUGGGACAGCGAGUACGAGCGUGAACGUGAGCAAGCGGUGGGCGACGGCGCCCGAGCUAUGGAUCGCUGCCGGGAGAAACGUGAGGGUGGUGAAACUCCUGCUGCCGGGGUCCCAUCCGGGGUCCCAUCCGGGGGCCCAUGUCGAACUCAAACUUGACGUGCAGCUCGAAUUGGGGCUCGAAUUGGAGCCCGAAUUGGACUCCGCAUUGGACUCCUCAUUGGAGCCCGACCUGGAGCUGGUCCUUUCUCCGACCCUGAUCUGCGUCAAAUCCAACUCCGAGUUUUACAUCGGCCGGAUCAACGAGGUGAUGAGCUACAAGGCCAGCGCCCUACGGCGGUGCGAGGGCACGCAGCGGCUCGAGCCACGCUCGAGCCACGCCCUGCUGCACCCUGACGCGGACGCUGACGCGAUCGGCAGCCUCGUGAUCUGGGGCAACAACAGGUCCACCGCCGCAGGUGGGGAGGGCACGGUGCUACUGUUCCGCGCAGCGGGCCCGCAGCCGCCGGUACCGGCGGCUGUGCUCUCAGUCCCGCCGGACCCGGUAGACGCAGACGCAGUUUCCGUCUGCAGACCACGUGACUCAGAAACAAGAUCCACAUUCAAAAUCCUCCACGUGACCGGGCGCCUCACGACCAUCGCCAUCAUCACUGCGCACGGUAACAAGAAUGCCAAAGCCUCAGGCCCAAACGCGACCACAGCCCAGACAAAGGCAUAUGCGUACUAG
Messenger RNA from Kluyveromyces marxianus DMKU3-1042, 3495 nucleotides. RefSeq lists its product as uncharacterized. The transcript has a single exon. The record is from RefSeq and is a predicted model, not a curated record. NCBI's taxonomy places the organism in Eukaryota, Fungi, Ascomycota, Saccharomycetes, Saccharomycetales, Saccharomycetaceae. Bases 1 to 3495 code for a protein of 1164 amino acids.